Corylus avellana is the source of this 1479-nucleotide messenger RNA. Its product is annotated as ubiquinol oxidase 2, mitochondrial-like. Gene Ontology annotation, biological process: alternative respiration. Gene Ontology annotation, molecular function: alternative oxidase activity. The record is from RefSeq and is a predicted model, not a curated record. Gene Ontology annotation, cellular component: mitochondrion. NCBI's taxonomy places the organism in Eukaryota, Viridiplantae, Streptophyta, Magnoliopsida, Fagales, Betulaceae.
GCGUGACCCACGGGUAACCACACAACAUACAGAAAUCUGUCUUAAACCCUUUCACCAAGUCAAAACCCAGAAAUUGAAACCCUUUUUUUUUCUUUCUCAAUCUUCUGCCAAGACCUCUCAAACAAUCAGAGCAGCGGUGGUCGCGAUGAUGCGUCAAGGUGGGUCCAGGCUCGCCGGGUCUACGGCGGCCGCGUUAGGCGCACGCCUCUUCUUCCACUCCGCCACCUCCGGUGCUUCCGCCCGUGGCUUGGCCAACGGGAAAUCUGUUUUGGCCGGAAUCAUGAACGGCAACGCGACCAGCGGGUCGGGAAAGAGUUGGAUCGUCGGCGUCCGGAACUUGAGCGCGGUGGCGCAGCAGCAGCAGCAGCAGGUGGAGAAUGGUAAGCCAAGUGUUGCCGUUACUGCUGAGAACGCGAAGGAGAAGAAGGAGAUUGUGAGUUACUGGGGCGUGCCGUCGGGGAAGGUUGUGAAAAAGGAUGGCACCGAAUGGAGGUGGACCUGCUUUAGGCCAUGGGAGGCGUACCAAGCUGAUCUUUCGAUAGAUCUGAAUAAGCACCACGUACCUGCGACGUUUAUGGACAAAUUGGCUUAUUGGACCGUCAAAUCCCUCAGAUGGCCCACCGACUUAUUCUUUCAGAGGCGAUAUGGCUGCCGGGCAAUGAUGCUAGAAACUGUAGCUGCUGUUCCAGGCAUGGUGGGUGGCUUGCUGCUGCACUGCAAGUCACUGAGGCGCUUCGAGCACAGCGGCGGGUGGAUCAAAGCCCUGCUGGAAGAAGCUGAGAAUGAGCGUAUGCAUCUCAUGACCUUCAUGGAGGUAUCUAAUCCCAGGUGGUACGAGCGCGCUCUUGUGUUUACUGUCCAAGGUGUUUUCUUCAAUGCUUACUUCUUAGGCUAUAUGAUAUCUCCGAAAUUCGCUCACCGUGUGGUGGGUUACCUCGAGGAGGAGGCAAUACACUCUUACACCGAGUUCCUCAAGGAACUCGACAAGGGCACCAUUGAGAAUGUGCCGGCUCCGGCCAUUGCCAUCGAUUACUGGCAGCUGCCUGCGAACUCAACCUUACGUGACGUUGUCAUGGUUGUGAGAGCGGAUGAGGCUCACCACCGCGAUGUCAACCACUUUGCAUCUGACAUACAUUAUCAAGGACGUGAGUUGAGGGAGUCUCCUGCUCCAGUUGGUUAUCACUGAGAAGCCUAUAAUUUUGGGUGAUUACAUGAAAAAAAGGAGAAAGCAUGAGAAUUUCUUGACAUGAAACAAGUGUUUUUUUUAGAAGUGAUGAUGGUAUCUGGCAUCUACAUAUGGUCUGCUAUCAAUUUGAUUUUGUUGUAAAUACAUUAUGGAGUUACUUGGGUGUGAACAUCUCCCUUUUUCACUAUGGUUGUAGACUUAUAUAUGUCAAUUAAGGUUGAACAUGGUACCUUCCUCAUAUUUGUAGACAGAAAACUAAGAACUAUUUGUAAUUCUAAAGGUAAUAUUGCUAA